UUCUGCAAGUAGGGUAGUCUCUGACAAGCGGUGUCAUUGCUCGGUGGUAAAAGUUAAAGCAUCGAUUCGUUCGAAAAAUUCUGAGUGGCGCAUGUGUGAUACAUAAGCAGCAUCAUGGAACCAUUGGAUCUGCUAAUCGCCGCGGUGAUGAUCGCAUUGGCGGCCUAUCUGUAUCUAGACAAGAAAAAUAAGUAUUGGGCUGAUCGUGGCAUCCCGUUCGUAAAACCAGAAUUGUUAUACGGAAACGUGAAGGAAAUGAAUCGGACGGUGCAGAUGGGCCAACUGUUCCAAAAGUUCUACAAUGAACUCAAAGGCCAAGGUUCGUUCGGCGGUGUUUAUAUGUUUACCAAACCGCUUGCCGUUAUAACGGAUUUGGACCUUCUGAAGUGUAUAUUUGUGAAAGAUUUCCAAUACUUCCAUGAUCGGGGUAACUUCUACAGCGAGAAUGCUGAUCCACUAACAGCGCACAUGUUCAACCUGGAGGGUAACAAAUGGAAAAUGCUUCGGCAUAAAUUGUCGCCGACGUUCACCUCCGGCAAGAUGAAGAUGAUGUUUCCAACGAUUGUGGCGGCGGGGAAACAGUUUCAUGAUUUUAUGAUUGAGAAGGUACAACACGAGAGUGAGUUCGAGUUGAAAGAUUUGUUGGCGCGGUUUACUACGGACGUUAUCGGGAUGUGCGCCUUCGGGAUUGAGUGCAACUCGAUCAAAGAUCCUGACGCGCAAUUUAGAGCUAUGGGUCGAAAGCUGUUUUCGACGCCGAUCCCAAAACCAAAAAUGUUUCUGACUAACUCCAUGCCAUCUGUUGCGAGGAAGCUGGGGGUGAAGAUGAUUCCGACUGACGUUUCAGAUUUCUUCAUGAACGCAGUCAGAGAAACAAUUGAUUAUCGGUUGAAGAACAAUGUUCGAAGAAAUGAUUUCAUGGAUUUGCUGAUACAAAUGAGAAAUCCGGAUGAUACCAAAAGUGGAGAAGGGCUUUUGUCGUUCAAUGAAAUUGCCGCUCAAGCGUUUGUAUUCUAUUUGGCUGGGUUCGAAACAAGUUCUACGUUAUUGACUUGGACGCUUUAUGAACUUUCUGUAAACCAGCAUGUUCAAGAAAAAGGAAGGCAACAUGUCAAAGAUGUCUUGGGGAAGCACAACGGGCAAAUGACAUAUGAAUCUAUCACUAGUAUGAAAUAUCUGGAUCAAAUUUUGAACGAGACUCUGCGUAAGUAUCCACCAGUUCCAAUACAUUUCCGUGUGACAACUAAGGACUACAAAGUACCGGAAACCAAACAUGUGAUCGAGGCUGGCACCCGCUUGUUCAUUCCCGUUUAUGGUAUCCAUCAUGACCCUCAGAUUUUCCCCGAUCCUGAGAAGUUUGAUCCUGAACGGUUCAGCCCAGAAGAGGAGCAAAAACGGCAUCCCUACGCGUGGACUCCAUUCGGUGAAGGUCCGAGAAUUUGUAUCGGUUUGCGUUUUGGCAUGAUGCAAGCCAGGAUUGGAUUGGCCUAUUUGCUAAAUAGCUUUAAGUUUACCAUCGGCGAGAAGUGCCAAGUGCCACUAGAAAUAGAUGUAAAAAGCGGAAUUCUUACUCCAAAGGGUGGGUUGUGGUUGAAAGUGGAGAAAGUAUGAAGUGGUUUUCAAGUUUUGGUUGUAAUAAAUAAACGUACUUUAAUAUUCUAUAGAAGUAAUUUCAAGUGAGACCGAUGUUUGUAUUAUUCGGUAAAAUCGUUCCUUCCCGAAAAUCUGUCCGUGUU
Messenger RNA from Armigeres subalbatus, 1736 nucleotides. RefSeq names its product probable cytochrome P450 6a14. The transcript has 2 exons. NCBI's taxonomy places the organism in Eukaryota, Metazoa, Arthropoda, Insecta, Diptera, Culicidae. The record is from RefSeq and is a predicted model, not a curated record. Bases 115 to 1611 code for a protein of 498 amino acids. Gene Ontology annotation, molecular function: iron ion binding; oxidoreductase activity, acting on paired donors, with incorporation or reduction of molecular oxygen; monooxygenase activity.